Molecule: messenger RNA, 1539 nt
Organism: Brenthis ino (lesser marbled fritillary)
Lineage: Eukaryota; Metazoa; Arthropoda; Insecta; Lepidoptera; Nymphalidae
Source: the annotation of a GenBank genome assembly
AUGGCACUUAAUGUCUUUAAAAACUUUUUACGGCGUCAAGAUUUCCUCAAAUUCUCUUAUCAAGAUGGUAAGCAUAUUUUACAAACACGCACUCAUCUCUUGGGAAUAGUUAACAGAAAAGCGGAUUAUAGUAUUUAUAUUCCGAAAAAUAUAGAACGCAAAUUGCACUUUGGGAAAUAUAUUCAGAAAAGGUUUUACUCUAUACAGACUGCACAAAACAGUGAUAAUGACUAUUGUAUUGAGAAUAAAAUUACUAUUAUUGGUAGCGAUAUCCCAAAACCUUUAACAGACAUCCAUACUAGUGAUUUUCCUGAUUAUAUCAAAAAAUUUCUUGACCAGCAAGGCUUUAUAAAGCCAACUGUAAUUCAAGCCCAAGGAUGGCCUAUUGCCAUGUCUGGCAAAAAUUUUGUUGGCAUUGCUCAGACAGGCACUGGAAAAACUCUGGCAUAUCUGUUGCCUGCAGUGGUUCAGUUAAAAGAAAAAGAAACACGAAGAGGUAGAGGUCCAAGAGUAUUAGUUCUUGCUCCUACAAGGGAGCUUGCUAGGCAAAUUGAAGAAGUAGCAAAAGAUUUUGAAAAAUUAUUUAAUUUAAGAUGUUUGUGCAUAUAUGGAGGAGUGAGUAGAACAGGUCAGGCUUCAAAAUUAAGUGAAGGAGUGGACAUAUUAAUAGCUACACCAGGUAGAUUAAAUGAUUUUAUUGUCAGCAAAAUUACAAAUCUAAGUAGAUGUAAGUAUGUAGUGUUAGAUGAAGCAGAUAGAAUGCUGGAUAUGGGUUUUGAGCCACAGAUACGUGAAGCUUUAGAGGGGGUACCUUAUGAAAGACAAAUACUGAUGUUUUCUGCGACUUGGCCGACGGAAGUACAAGAACUAGCAAAAGAUUAUCUUGGUGAAUUUGUACAAGUAAAUGUUGGAUCAACUGAAUUAUCAGCAAACCACAACAUCCAACAACAUAUUCAUGUGUGUGAGCAAGAAGAAAAAAUGGAAAAGUUCCAAUCCAUAAUGCAUGAGAUUUCAGGACAAGGAUUCGGUAAAAUACUUGUAUUUACAAAUACAAAGAGAUUUGUUGAUAGCCUAGCUAUAACAUUAAAAAGGAAUGGCUGGCCAGCAGUUGGGAUCCAUGGUGACAAAACCCAGAUGCAGAGAGACAAUGUAAUCAAUAAAUUUAAAAAUGGCAGAACUAAUAUUCUGGUUGCUACUGAUGUUGCUGCUCGAGGUUUAGAUGUUGAUGGUAUCACCCAUGUGAUCAACUAUGAUUUUCCUAACACUUCUGAAGAUUACAUUCAUAGGAUUGGGAGAACAGGUCGCUUGGAGAACAAAGGUGUAGCACACACAAUACUCACUGAUGAAAAUGCACGACAAGCAAAGAGUCUUAUAUCUGUCUUGAAAGAAGCCAAACAGGAUGUUCCAAAAGAAUUACUGCAGUUAGCGCAAGAUUACAAAAAUAUGAAGUUUCAGGAGAAACAAACAAAAUUUGUGCAGAAGACUAAUAGCUGGAAUGCAAAUAAGAAAUGGAAUAAAUUUCGCAGUAAUAAGAGAUAU